Prorocentrum cordatum is the source of this 1343-nucleotide messenger RNA. The record is from the annotation of a GenBank genome assembly. NCBI's taxonomy places the organism in Eukaryota, Dinophyceae, Prorocentrales, Prorocentraceae.
CUCCAGGCUCGAGGUGUCCGCAGCUCCCGGCUCCAGGAACCCCUCGGGCCGGCCCGACUGCAGGGCCGCUCCUCGCGUGCAGCCAGCCCCGGGCACCGACCGCCGCGCGGCGGCCCCGCGCGACGCCAUGGACGAGGCCCUCCCGGCGACCCCUCCGCCCGAGGCCACCAUGGGGCCCCCGCCGGUCGUGGAGGCGGCCGCUGCGGCGGAGCACUUCGCCGCGGGCCCCCCGGGUGUAGUCGCAGAGGGUCCCACGGGCACCUGGCUCUCCGUGGACGACGGAUGCUGCGAUGCGGGCUCCGGUUACAUGCGGGACUGGGGGUCGUACUGGCUGACCCCGCAGAUGGAGGAGCUCGGCGCCCCGCCGGCCUGGGACUACGUGGGCAUGGGCCGCGGCGGCUGGGUCAAGGACUACAAGUACGUGGGCGCGGGCGCCGGCGACCACAACCAGCGCAUCUUCGAGGAGGGGCCGAAGCCGGUCGACUUUCAGCGCUUCAGGCUCCUCUGCGGCGGUGUGUCUUGCUGUGUGGCCCUCGCACUGCUCAUCUACUUCUCGGUGUUGUGGAGUGUCCUGCGGAGUCGUUGGCAGCAUGCCGCGCCGCCGCCGAUGGUAGCAGCUGGAGCGACUGCCAUGCAGACGCCGUUGCCUUAUGAGUGCGAUGAUGGUUGGGAUGCCGACCCCGGGUUUUGGAGCAACGAGGUGGAGCCGCAGAAGCAGGCGUGGUGCUGCGAUAACUAUGAUCGAUGCGCCACCCACGCUCCGAAGUCGAACAUGGAUUGCACAGAUGGCUUCGAGACUUGGGAAGAAAGCUGGUCCGUGGAACAGAAGGCACUGUGCUGCAACCAGCCAAACGUCGUCUGUGUACCCGCGACCCAGACCACCACCACCAGUUUUGUGCACAACUGCGACUCCUCGGACAAGGAGAGCGUGCUAGAGACCUGGUCCGCUGAGAACGGGGGUUGGCGGAUCUCCUGGUGCUGCGAGCACAAGGGCAUCGCGUGCUCGACCACGAAGCCGAAGCUGAAGUUCGACUGCGAGGCUGGCCUGAGCAGGUGGGAGACUGGCUGGUCCGCUGCCAAGAAGGAGUACUGCUGCGUCACUGGGCAGUGCGACUCCAGCAAGGUUGCCGCAGCGUGAGAUCCUUGGGAGGGGGAUGUGUGCGCCACCCUUGAGCGCGCGGGCGCUCCCAGAUCGUCCCAGCGCCUGGUCCUCUGCGUCCUCGUCUCCCCCCCCCCUUCCGCCUCGUCGUCCUUCUUUCUUGGUCGAGCUCAGAGCGGUCCAGCCGCUGAAGCGUCAGUGUACUCGGCAGUCGGCGCCCCCGACUGCCGAGCGAAGCAAGGGU